Molecule: messenger RNA, 2987 nt
Organism: Trichosurus vulpecula (common brushtail)
Lineage: Eukaryota; Metazoa; Chordata; Mammalia; Diprotodontia; Phalangeridae
Product: sodium/potassium/calcium exchanger 3
Exons: 12
Coding region: 1-1383 (460 amino acids)
Biological process (GO): calcium ion transmembrane transport; intracellular calcium ion homeostasis
Cellular component (GO): membrane
Molecular function (GO): calcium channel activity; calcium, potassium:sodium antiporter activity
Source: RefSeq, a predicted model, not a curated record
AUGCCCCAGGGAACACGCAAGGCAGGACAGGCCCCUGUACCAUCUUCUCAAGUUGUGGCUCUGUCUUCUUGGUGUCUCCUGAGAGAUUCAACUUACUAUACACUAUCUGUUGUUGCCCUCAUUGUGUUUAUAUAUGAUGAAAAAGUUUCUUGGUGGGAGUCCUUAGUGCUAGUGCUAAUGUACAUUAUCUACAUCAUUAUUAUGAAAUACAAUGCUUGCAUACAUCAGUGCUUUGAAAGGAGGACAAAGAGUGCUGGGAACAUGGUCAAUGGCUUGGCCAACAAUGCUGAAAUUGAUGACAACAGCAAUUGUGAUGCAACGGUAGUGCUCCUUAAGAAAGCAAAUUUCCACCGCAAAGCUUCAGUGAUCAUGGUGGAUGAGCUACUAUCAGCAUAUCCACAUCAACUCUCUUUUUCUGAGGCCGGACUCCGGAUCAUGAUCACCAGCCACUUUCCCCCCAAAACUCGGCUCUCCAUGGCCAGCCGCAUGUUGAUUAAUGAGAGACAAAGAUUAAUAAACAGCAGAGCAUAUGCAAAUGGAGAGUCAGAGGUGGCCAUCAAAAUCCCCAUCAAGCACGCUGUGGAGAAUGGAACAGGACCCAGCAAUGCCCCCGAGAGGGGUGCGAAUGGGACCCGAAGGGAUGAUGAUGUCACUGAGGCUGGCAAUGAAACUGAGAAUGAGAAUGAGGACAACGAGAACAAUGAGAAUGAUGAAGAAGAAGAAGAGGAUGAUGAUGAUGAUGAGGGACCUUACACUCCAUUCGACCCACCCUCUGGCAAAUUGGAAAUAGUGAAGUGGCUGUUCACCUGGCCACUGAGUUUGGUCUUAUACUUUACUGUCCCCAACUGCAACAAACCCCGAUGGGAGAAGUGGUUUAUGGUGACAUUUGCCUCCUCCACCUUGUGGAUUGCAGCCUUCUCCUAUAUGAUGGUUUGGAUGGUUACAAUUAUUGGCUAUACUUUGGGUAUUCCUGAUGUGAUCAUGGGGAUCACAUUUCUGGCAGCUGGGACAAGUGUGCCUGAUUGUAUGGCCAGCCUCAUUGUUGCAAGACAAGGGAUGGGUGACAUGGCUGUAUCCAACUCCAUCGGAAGCAAUGUGUUUGACAUUCUUAUUGGCCUGGGCCUCCCGUGGGCUCUGCAGACCCUAGCAGUGGAUUAUGGCUCAUAUAUUCGACUGAAUAGCAGGGGACUGAUCUACUCUGUUGGCUUGCUCUUAGCCUCGGUUUUUGUCACGGUAUUUGGUGUCCACAUGAACAAGUGGAAGCUGGACAAGAAGCUGGGGUUUGUGUGCCUUUUCCUGUAUGGCAUCUUCCUGUGUUUCUCCAUCAUGACCGAAUUCAACGUUUUCACCUUUGUGAACUUGCCCAUGUGCAGGGAGCACUGAUCCACUUGGCAAGGCUGAGGUGCCACUUCCUUCUUUUUUCUGUGCAAUACUCAACAUGGCCGGCACCCCACCAAGAGCACGGGGUGCUUCCGAAGGGCCGUGAAGUACAGUCUAUCCUGCUCGCUGUUCUCCUCUCUGGUUAGCCCUGGCUCCCCUCCAUUUUUCCCUCUUUCUCACUCCCAACCUCCACCCUGUUCACCCCCAUCGGGAAAACUCCUGUGUCGAUGUGAAGACUUUCCACGUUCGUAUGAUUUUUCAAUCUCUAUCUCUCCGAACAGUGACUGGGAUCUUAGAAGCACUGGCUGCUACCUGGCGCUGAGCCAGACAGAACUUGUUCCAAUUCCUCCUCUUUUUUAAGUUAUUUGAUGGAAGACUAAUCUAAUUUAUGACUUGAGAUUGUGGGUGACAUAGAGAAGAGGCUACACUGAUUGUAUGGGGUGUUUUUCUGAGGAUAAUUAUGGGAUUCUGGGUUUGGGGUUGUUUUGUUCUUUUUUUUUUCCUUUUUCCAGAGAGCCUCUCUUACAUCUUUUCCUCCUGCAUUUUGGAUUACAAUCAGUGAUCCAAAGGUCAUAAAUGCAGUGUUUUAUGGGAACUAAACCUCAAGGUACUUUGGAGUAUGAGUGGCUUUACUGUUUAUUAAAAGGAAUUGAUGAGGCAACAGAGAAUGACUUUUUACUCGGAAUUAGACAUCUCUUAAAGUCUUAUAGGAAACAGAGAAGGGAAAGCACAUUGGAGGGAAGACAACACUUUUCUGGUGUCCGUUAUGGCCAUCAAUUUAUUGUUAGGAUAUUUCUAGUUUUCCAAGCAAUAGUUCCAGCCUGCCUGAGCCUUUGAUGAGGGGAGCCCUGUCUCACACCAUCCACAAGGUACCAGGUACAGUCUGUGUCAUAAGCUCCCCUACCUAACUUGUGAUUUCCUCUUGUUAGAAUCGCAUUCAGGGCAACCCGGAUAGAAACAAAAGGCUUCAGCCUUUCGUAAAUGAGUUAGAGACACUGGUUUCUUUGAAAAGAAAGAAGCGUACUUUGCACAGACGUUGUCGAUGAAGUCGCAAUUUGCCACUCAGUAAUGAGUACACUGGACCCAGCCAGAUUGCUAAUGGGGGAACUUUGCUAACAGAACACUGCCAAGCUGACUCACCACUCCCUGGAGGGUCAGAGGGAGGAUGAGAGGAACAGAGAGAUGGCACUUCUUAAAAUGCAGAAUAUGUUCCAUGAAGACUCGCUCAUGAGCAUAAGUUCUUGUGAAAGUUUUUGCCAAUCACUGCUCUUGAUAGCCCUGCUAUUUUGUAUGAUACUGUAUUAAUAUGCAGAAAAAUUCCACCAAGUUGAGAAACACCUAUGCUUGUAACACUUGUAUUUAUUGAAACUGUGGACAUUCCCCAUGCCAAUUCUUGUAUUUACUUUAAGCACUGAUCACUUCUAAUUCAUUCAGGACAGUCUUCUCUCUCUUCACCCCACCCCCCACAAUUCUCCCCCCAUACACAUUCUGGUAUGAAAUGUAAUGGCAUAUUACAUACUGAUUGAAUGUCUUUGUCUAUGGUACAAACAGUGGCCAAUACUAGUAAAUGAGAGUAUAAGGCCUAUUUUUUAAAACAAACAAAGAAA